ACUGUGGUGAUUGGAGGCGGCCCUGUGAGGAUACAUGCAUUAGAAAUAACAUUAUGGUUUUGUGUUUUGAGACCUAAUGGAAACGACACGCCUAACCACAGAGAUGUGACACGGAUGAAGCCCACAGUUUCCCCCUCGGUGUGUUUGUGUCAGAGGAAGGGAGGGCCCAGACAGACAGCGUGGCUGCUUUGUCGCAGCAACACAACUUGUCCAGUCGACCAGCAGUUCAGCUGCUCACAACAUCCUCAGGUUGAGUCCGACUGACUGGACAUGCGGCUCUCUCUUCAUCUUCUGUAACGCUACACUUCAAAAUCCGACACACAAGAAGAUUUACUGUCGGUGCUGAGUGACGGCUGCUGUCACGGAGAGCUGGCGCAGAGUUGACAGAUAACAGGCUGCUUCGCCCGGCGCCGGGAGCCACCAACCGGCCGUUGGGAACCGGAGGGGUUGGCUAGCUGGAAGGCUAGCUGGCUGACAUUAGCCGGGGAGAGCCUUUCUGCCCUGCGUCCUCAAACACGUCGCAACGCCAACCCAAAAGGUGACAGGGUGAAGAUGAAGUGAAACAUGAAGGGCGGAACUGUCCUAUCAUCUAAAUAGGAGGGCGUCUCUCUAAGGUUGUGCUCUGCAGCUUAACCGUGUGACUGAGCUGAGAGACAAAGAGGAAGAUGCCUCCCAGGCCAUCCUCAGGGGAGCUAUGGGGCAUCCACUUAAUGCCUCCAAGGAUCCUAGUGGACUGCCUGCUUCCCAAUGGGAUGAUUCUGACCCUGGAGUGUCUCCGUGAGGCCACGCUCAUUACCAUCAAACAUGAGCUGUUUAAGGAGGCCAGAAAAUAUCCCCUCCAUCACCUUUUACAGGAGGAAACAUCCUACAUCUUUGUCAGUGUUACACAGGAAGCAGAGCGGGAGGAGUUCUAUGAUGAGACUCGGAGGCUGUGUGACCUCCGACUCUUCCAGCCUUUCCUCAAGGUCAUUGAACCAGUUGGCAACAGAGAGGAAAAGAUCCUCAAUAGAGAGAUUGGUUUUGCUAUUGGUAUGCCAGUGUGUGAGUUUGACCUUGUGAAGGACCCUGAGGUUCAGGACUUCAGGAGAAACAUCCUGAAUGUUUGUAAAGACUCUGUGGAGCUGAGGGAUGCCAGUGGGCCUCACAGUAGAGCGCUGUAUGUUUACCCACCCAAUGUAGAAUCGACACAGGAACUUCCCAAACACAUCUAUAGCAAACUGGACAAAGGUCAGAUUAUUGUGGUAAUAUGGGUGAUUGUUUCUCCGAACAAUGACAAGCAAAAGUACACAUUGAAGAUCAACCAUGACUGUGUGCCUGAACAGGUGAUUGCAGAGGCCAUUCGUAAGAAGACACGCAGCAUGCUGCUAUCCCCAGAGCAGCUAAAGAUGUGCGUUCAGGAAUAUCAGGGUAAAUACAUCCUCAAAGUUUGUGGCUGUGAUGAGUACCUGCUGGAAAAGUACCCCAUCAGCCAAUACAAGUAUAUCCGUAGUUGCAUCAUGCUGGGCAGGAUGCCUAACCUGAUGCUAAUGGCUAAAGACAGCCUGUACACCCAGUUGCCUACAGACAACUUUGUCAUGCCGUCAUACUCUCGACGCAUCUCCACGGCAACAUCGUAUAUGAAUGGUGAGGCAGCUGCCAAGUCGCUUUGGACCAUCAACGGGACUCUGCGAAUACGAAUCCUCUGUGCCACCUAUGUUAACGUCAAUAUACGGGACAUUGACAAGAUAUAUGUGAGGACAGGCAUUUACCAUGGAGGUGAACAAAUGUGUGACAAUGUCAACACACAGAGGGUACCCUGCUCCAAUCCCAGGUGGAAUGAGUGGCUCACCUAUGAUAUGUACAUCCCAGACAUCCCCCGUGCUGCCAGACUGUGCCUCUCCAUCUGCUCUGUCAAGGGCAGAAAGGGAGCCAAGGAGGAGCACUGUCCGCUAGCUUGGGGUAAUAUCAACUUGUUUGAUUAUACUCACACUCUGGUGGCCAACAAGAUGGCUCUUAACCUCUGGCCCGUUCCUCACGGCCUGGAAGACCUGCUCAACCCCAUAGGAGUCACUGGAUCUAACCCCAAUAAGGAAACGCCAUGUCUGGAGCUGGAGUUUGACCAUUUUAGUAGUCCAGUCAAAUACCCAGACAUGAACUCAGUGGAAGAUCAUGCAAACUGGACUAUCUCAAGGGAGCUGGGGUUUAACUACAACCUCUCAGGACAGAGUAAUCGUGUGGCCAGAGAUCACGCCCUGACAGAGAGUGACACUGAGCAGCUAAGGCAGUUGAGUAACAGGGACCCUCUGUCAGAAAUCACUGAGCAGGAGAAAGACUUUCUCUGGCGACACAGGCACUACUGCAUGAACAUCCCAGAGAUCCUCCCCAAGAUCCUUCUUGCUGUGAAAUGGAAUUCCAGAGAUGAAGUAGCACAGAUGUACUGCCUGUUAAAGGAAUGGCCAUCUAUCCGUCCUGAGCAGGCCAUGGAGCUACUGGACUGUAACUAUCCAGACCCCAUGGUCAGACACUUUGCUGUACGCUGCCUUGACAAAUACCUGACGGAUGAUAAACUCUCCCAGUAUCUAAUCCAGCUUGUACAGGUAUUAAAAUAUGAGCAGUAUCUUGACAAUCCCCUGGCCCGCUUUCUCCUCAAAAAGGCCCUGACCAAUCAAAGGAUAGGACAUUUCUUCUUCUGGCAUCUCAAGUCAGAAAUGCACAAUAAAACAGUGAGCCAGAGGUUUGGACUGCUGUUAGAGGCUUACUGCAGGGCCUGUGGAAUGUACCUCAAACACCUGAGCAGACAGGUAGAGGCUAUGGAGAAGCUCAUAAACCUCACCGACAUCCUUAAACAGGAGAAGAAGGAUGAGACGCAGAAGGUCCAGAUGCGGUUUCUUGUGGACCAGAUGAAGAGACCAGACUACAUGGAUGCUCUGCAGAACUUCACUUCUCCUCUCAACCCUGCACAUCAACUGGGAAACCUGAGGUUAGAUGAAUGUAGGAUCAUGUCAUCCGCAAAGAGGCCAUUGUGGUUGAACUGGGAGAAUCCCGACAUCAUGUCUGAGUUGCUCUUUCAGAAUAAUGAGAUAAUCUUCAAAAAUGGAGACGACUUGCGCCAAGACAUGCUGACGUUGCAGAUUAUUAAAAUCAUGGAGAAUAUUUGGCAGAAUCAAGGACUGGACCUACGGAUGUUGCCCUAUGGCUGUCUGUCAUUAGGAGACUGUGUGGGUCUCAUAGAGGUGGUUCGCAGCUCCCACACCAUCAUGCAGAUUCAGUGUAAAGGAGGUUUGAAAGGAGCCCUGCAGUUCAACUCGAAUACUUUGCAUCAGUGGCUCAAGGACAAGAACAAGGGCGAGAUGUAUGACAUGGCUGUAGAUCUGUUUACAAGGUCCUGUGCUGGCUACUGUGUAGCUACAUUUAUCCUCGGGAUAGGAGACAGGCACAACAGCAACAUCAUGGUCAAAGAUGAUGGACAGUUGUUUCAUAUAGAUUUUGGCCAUUUCCUGGAUCACAAGAAGAAGAAAUUUGGCUACAAGAGAGAGCGAGUCCCCUUUGUACUGACACAAGACUUCCUCAUUGUCAUCAGCAAAGGAUCGCAAGAAUGCGCAAAGACCAAAGAGUUUGAAAGGUUCCAGGAAAUGUGUUAUAAAGCUUACCUGGCCAUUCGGCAGCACGCCAACCUCUUCAUCAACCUGUUCUCCAUGAUGCUGGGCUCUGGCAUGCCUGAGCUGCAGUCAUUUGAUGACAUUGCAUACAUCAGAAAGACACUAGCCCUGGAGAAAAGUGAGCAGGAGGCAUUGGACUACUUUAUGAAACAGAUGAAUGAUGCUCACCAUGGAGGGUGGACCACCAAGAUGGACUGGAUAUUCCACACAAUCAGACAGCAUGCACUAAACUGAUCUCCCGCACACACACAAAAUCCACCGUCCCACCGUGGGAAUAUUUGCUUUGCUCAGCCAGAUGCAGCUUAGUCUUUCAUGGAGUUUCCCUCUGCCUCCACAAGCCGCUCACUGAUGAUGGAAGUUUGAUGUUUUUCAACAGCAUUGUUGUUUUCUUCAUUUUCUUGACAUCAUUAUCUGCCUUUUAGUGUGGUCUUGGUGAUGCCCUCACACUUAUCCUCUGCUUGUUAUAUACAUGAGAGCAUCGUCCUUAUGUCUCUGUGAAGAUGUGUCCUACCUGGCUGAUGCUUGUCUCCCUUUCUACUAUGCUUCCGCAGUUUUUUCUUCCAAAAUGGAACAAACUGGGAAACCGAGGAAUUUCUACCCCUAUACUUUGCUGCUCUCAGAGGAAAAACAGAUUGGACAAAACAACAUAAAGAAGAUAUAUGUGCCAAGGUAUAAAUGUAGCCACAAAGUAAGUUCAACUUGCUACCCUUCUGCUGUAUUCGAGCUGCACUGUGGCUCCACCCAGAGAGAAGUUGCUUGGGAAACUUUUGUUUAAAUCUUAUCACUGUUGAGAAGACAGCGGGCACAAGGAACUGUCUAAAUUGUUUGACGUAAUAACAGUAUUACUCAAAUUUGUUUUACUGUACAGGAUUACUGGUGUAUGGGAGCUUCUAUGAUGUCUUCCACCAUCUUUGCCGUAAAGUUGCCCUUCAGAGAUGAUUUGACGUCAGCUUUCCCACCUUUUAAUUCCUCAUGUGAAAAAUUUCAAGGCUCAAAAACUGCAGAAGAGUCUUUGGGUUGUUUUGCACAGCUCGACAGUCUCCCACGGCCUCCAAGAAACAGCACUGCACCUUUGGGAAAUGGUGGUGCAGCUUUAGACUCUUGCAUAAACUUCAGGGUGAUGAUGCCUCUCCAUCAGAAACAGCACUUACCAGAAUAAUAUACAGAUUUAUUAUGACUUUUUAAAUUUAUUUAUGUAUCUAGUUUCUUUCAGUUUCCACAAAAGCAAACCCCAACUCUUCAGAAACAUGCUAUUGUUGGUGUAAAUAUCUUUGGAAUUUCAUGUAUUUGUGCUGCCUGUUGGCACCUUUUUCUAACUGCCAGGAGCGCAACCACUUCCCCCUGUUUAGCUCAUAUUAACAGAUUAACACUGCUGAUGCUUUUUUAGCCUCCGUUUCCUUUUAAGUUAUACAUCUAAUUUGGCCUUAUCAGCAGCCCAAUUUGUUUCAUUGUGGCUAUUUUGCAGCCGUACUCAGAAUAAUUUGUUUAGGGAUGUAAAAUGGAAAGGGUGAAAGUGCCAAUCUCACAUUUUAUGAAUAAUGGGACCUAUAUUAAGCCUCUGGCUGUCUAUUUUGUUGGCAAGCAGAGGUCCAGGGGAAUGUCACGUCUUCCUCUCGAUAAAAUGCCUUGGCAUCACAGCACAACACUCCACACUGCUAAGCCCCACAAAUUCUGCCUAAGCAAGCUGUAGUAAGAAAACCAUGAUCGCUAUAUUUAGUCUAAAGGCAGAGUUUGUAGGAAAAGGUAGACUUCAUGUUGAUGGGUUUUAGCUUAUCUCACAUUAGAAUGUCUUUAAACUGUUGACUCGAGCGCAAAAUAUAUCUCAUUAUGUGUUUAUGACACAUUCAGUAAAUAAUUUUUAUCCAGAAGACACUUCACUGAGUCCAUAACCCUGACAGUAUUUGAGCCAUGCUUUCUUUAGUGAGGUGCCAUUAAAGUCAUGCUGCACACCUCAGCCUCAGUGAAAGUGAAGUUACAGCAUCUUAAUGAAGCAGCACUGUGGGCGAGCUUUAGUUAAGAGAGCAAUUUCAACAAUUCUUUUCAGUUUGAUUGGAUAGAUCUAAAGAGGACCUGGCUUCGUAAACGCAGAGCCUUAUAGAGCCUCAGAUGGGUGACAAAUUAUUGGAAAAACCUGAUCUACCAUGUUCUGUCACCAGAUAGCAACCCAGCUGAACCCCUAUACCAACAUCAAAACACCAAACGGGGGAAUACCUUUUGGAGGAGUAGUGUUCCAUCUCGCCAGUAGAGUUGCAGAGACAGAGAAUCAAUGCCAAGGUGCAUUGAAGCUGUUCUUGUGGCCCAACCUUUUUACUAAGGCAGUUUAUGUUGUUUUUGUCUUUAAUUUGUCUUCUGUCGUGUAUAGGAUUGGUUUCCACCUGAACCUCCUACACUUCUACUGUUAGGUCAAGGAGCAGAGAAUGAUUGUGAAAUAAAUAAAUCAGGCCUUAGCCACAUUAGUGUAAACAUUUGACAACCUGACACACAUUGGAACAGAGUGAGGUUAUCUGAUCGGCACAAUCAUGCCAUAUGAUUAAUGAUUAAUUUCUGCAUACAACAUGAGUCAGGAAGAAAAGAGGGUGAAAUUUGAUCUGAAAAUACUCUUUUACACUUUGUUACAUGUAUUUGGUAUAUAGCAAAAGAUAAACAUGACAUCCUAAAUGGCAGUAAACAACUUAUCAGUUGAACUGAAAAACCCAUAUGGCGUGCUUCACUAAGGAGAGAACGUGGUAUUUUACAAGAAAGACAUGUGAAUGUGGAUAUAGCUAGGUCAGGGCUGCACAGUAGCUCAGUGGUUAGCACUGUCGCCUCACAGCUAGAAGAUCCCAGAGUGGGCCUGGGAUCUUUCUGCAUGUUCUCCCUGUGCAUGCGUGGGUUUUCUCCGGGUUCCUCCCACAGUCCAAAAACAUGCUGAGGUUAAUUGGUAACUCUAAAUUAGUGUUAUUGUUAGUCUCCAUAUGUAUCCCUGUGAUAGACUGGUGACCUGUCCAGGUAUCCACUGCCUUUACUUUAAGUCAUCUGGGAUAGACUCCAGCCCCCCACGACCCUAAUAAGGAUUAAGCGGUGUAUAGAUAAUGGAUGGAUGGAUUGGUUAUCCUCUUAGUGAUCCUAGAGCUUGAAAGUCUGUGUGUUAAGUCUGAACUUUGCCAGUUAAAUUGUUGAUUGUAUUGAAAAGCCAAAGUUGUGGUCUGCCCACAUGUGGUGUCAUAUUAUCACAGCAUUAAUGUACUUAAUGGCAAACAUGGACCUUACGUGCGCUCAUCGUUUUGCAUCAGUCACGUUUUUUCUCUAAAGUCAGAUGCAGUGCCAUUAAACACACAGUAGGAGCGCUUCUGUCAUCCGUUACUCCUUCAUUUUCCUAACGUGCCAAAUCAGGCAUCACUGAUGCCUGUGAAAGCUAAUGCUGGAGCUGCAUCAUGCAGAAAGGCAUAUCAUUGAUAGAAUCUGAAAAAAAAAAAGUUGGAGUAUGCACUUAAAAAUCUUAGUUCUCAAUGCCUUUUUGUCCAGAAAGAAGCAGAAAGUUAGCCUAGUAUGCAUGUUUCUCAAGAUGCAUAACCAGUGUGUAUGAUGUACAUUUUGAAGCAGCAUUAAGCAGUAUGUAUGUACAGUGGCAGUUGAAUCUCUUUUUCUAUUGUAGGCUUCAUGUGUGACAAACCUGUAGUGUUGUUAUCUUUAAUAUAUAUCCUUUCUCAUGUAUCCUCCAAAUGAUGUGAGUGUGUUUGUGUGCCCACAUGCAUUAACUGUCUUUCUGUACGGGUUGCAGAGCUUCAUUGGCAGGCCCCAAUGAAAACCCACACUAUGUUUGUCCAUGUGUCUGUGUGUGAUGACACUUAGCUAUUGCGGUGAGGGUGUCUUUAAAUGUUUUGUAAAUCUUUAAUUUUUUUCCACUGACUGGUUUGUGCCAGAGAAGAAAAACAAAAAAUGCUGAAGUUUUUGCAUCAUUUGAAAGGAUACAUUCAGAAGGGGAAACUUUUUUCAUACAUGUGUUGCAUAUGUUUUACUUGAACUUUCAUGAAACGGAACCACAGCUGUAUUUUGUUGGUUUAGAGCUGAGAUGCUGGGUGCAGUGUCUGUUUAGUAGUGAUUGUGAGUGAGCGAGUGUGUUUGUGUAUUGUACUGUAUGUAAGCACCGAAGGCUGAAGCAUUGUGUUCAGGCUUGUUAGUUCAAUACCAGUAGUGAAUGUUCAUGAUGCCACAGUCCUACAGUCCUACUUCUUAAAUUAAUGAAGGACGAAUGUGUGCUUGAGGCCAAAUUUUUUAGAUCAUUCGCUGUGACGAUUCCCACAGAAUUUCAUAAUCUUCAACCUCAAAAUUGUAAGAAUGGCGUCCAAAGCCUGCCGUAAAUGGCAGUUGUCGCAUCUUCCUAAAACAUGUUUGUUUCAAAACUCUCCUGAUCCCCAGCUUUGAUGCUGAAGUGAUGCAGGACUUCUGCAGUAACAGCUGCACUAAUUUUUCCUCCCUGAAGUAAAGCCUUUAGCGGCACCCACGCUUUGUCGCUCAUAACGGUCAUGUGGCUCAGCAAUAAAAACACAUGCUCGGAUUUACAAGUCUGCCUAUUACAGGAUCAGGUAAAGUGGGUUUAUCUGUUUUUGUUGCUAAGCCAGCUCAACUGUCAGCAAUCAGCAGAAGACUGUGUCACAAUUAUACAAAUUGAUUUUAUCUGCUAGUUCAUUAUAAUAUGUAGAAAAGUUUUGUUGAUCGACUGUGUCAAGCCUUAUUUGUGUGCAAUGAAAUACUGAAAAGUUGAACUAAGAGAGGAAGGAAAUCUCUUACUUUUGUCCCUGCUAUCAUUUGAUCUGUGCUCUGAUUCCAAGACAAACUGGACACAAUAACAGGAACACCCAGAAAAUGUAAUGCGGUUCAGUGCAAUAUCCAUGCAGUAAAUGCUGCCUUUGUGAAGCUUCUAGUGUCCUGUUUUAGUGACCGUCAGACGAGUCUGUAUUCGAAGGUGUCCAUUCCUGCUUCUGUUUGUUCACCUGAUGGCCAGGUGUUCAUGUUCUUGUGUCCACCACAGAUACAUGAAGAACACAGCAGAAACAUUUUCAUCUCUUUAUCUUUGUGUAAAACUGUCAAAUUCACAGUUCUGUCCUUGUUUAAACACAGAAUGUGUUUUUAAAGAGCCAUUAAAUGGACUGCGAACACAACGGAUGUCAAGGGUUUUGAACUCUUCAAUUUGCAGAAAAAAAAAAUCUGCCUUGGAUCAAAGAGAAAUCAAUUACAAUGCUGAUGAUUUGUAAUCCAUUUCUAAGCUUCUGGAAUGUCCCAAAUUUUUGGAAAUGUGGACUAAAUGGUUUGUGGUGUCAUGUUAUUUUCAGUAUGCAGUACUCUGAACUACAUUACAUUGCGUCACUAAUGUAUUUCCGUAACAUGCCAUGCUGUCAGAACUUUAACCUAUACUAUGAAUGAAUGUACAAUGGGCCAAUGUAUUGUUUUUCACAGCCGACCUGCAUGAGAUUGGGUGAAGAUGAAUAUUCUUCUUGCUACAUUUAGUUGUUUUUUUUACGUAGUCUAACAGGCAGCCAUACAAAUAUUUAUAAAUUAAUGCCUUAAGUUUGCUCCCUGUAGUUUCUAGGACAGGUUCACCCUCACAAUAACCUGAGUUUUUAUUUAUAAAUGUAUAUUGUGUUUCGUUUUUGGCUCGCUGGUCACAGAGUAAAGGUUUGUACCCUGACUGACUGACUGACUGGUCAUCUGAGUGUUCUGUGAAGAUGUACAAAUAAAUUUGUUAAUUAUU
Molecule: messenger RNA, 9369 nt
Organism: Amphiprion ocellaris (clown anemonefish)
Lineage: Eukaryota; Metazoa; Chordata; Actinopteri; Pomacentridae
Product: phosphatidylinositol 4,5-bisphosphate 3-kinase catalytic subunit alpha isoform-like
Exons: 26
Coding region: 666-3872 (1068 amino acids)
Biological process (GO): phosphatidylinositol-3-phosphate biosynthetic process; cell migration; phosphatidylinositol-mediated signaling
Cellular component (GO): plasma membrane; phosphatidylinositol 3-kinase complex, class IA; cytoplasm
Molecular function (GO): 1-phosphatidylinositol-3-kinase activity; 1-phosphatidylinositol-4-phosphate 3-kinase activity
Source: RefSeq, a predicted model, not a curated record